Messenger RNA from Dacryopinax primogenitus, 2039 nucleotides. RefSeq lists its product as uncharacterized. The coding region runs from base 913 to 1836 and encodes 307 amino acids. The transcript is spliced from 4 exons. Lineage: Eukaryota; Fungi; Basidiomycota; Dacrymycetes; Dacrymycetales; Dacrymycetaceae. The record is from RefSeq and is a predicted model, not a curated record.
GUACAUCCCACAAGCUGUCGCCCAGUUGCAAAGCCUACAACGUCUGUUCAACAACGAGCUAGGGAAAGCGGGUGGCGCUCGCUGAUAUAAAUCUGGAGUGGUUUGUCAACGUAUCGAUAGGGAAACACAGGUACAUCCACUUACCAAUCAUGGGGCAUGAUGUCAGCUGCAUACAAGGUGCAUCAAUCCCUCCGCUCAGCAUAUCGUGCGCCUAACGCGCUGACAAUUGAUCGACGUCCCGCUAGAGCAGGAGAACCACCUGCUCGACCUCGCCUCGAUCUUACAUGGCGUGUUCGUUUUCCAACUUGAGGCGCGCCAGUUGGACAAGGUAGCAACGACUAGGGUUGAAUAAGUUUAGGGAACAAACACUUGUGAAGUUUGCUGGCCAAGCAGUCGAAUGUUCGCAUUCUAUUGUCACUUAUGCACGGGACAAGAGCAUUUAGGCGCUUGCCACAUAAAACACCAGCGUGAGAUACAAGAACCGACUAGAGCGAUAUAUUUGAGGCGUUCGCGGUGGAUUGGCUUUGGUGUUGGAGAUCGUGACCGAUCCAUACGCGACCCACUUCAUGACACACAUGUUCUCGCCUGAAGUAUCUCGCCUCCACGGCCUAUGACAACACUAUGGAUCUGAAGCGCUGCUCUUAUGGGUCAAAGGCGACUGGUACCGAGAUUGCAGGCCCGGCGACAAGAAUAGAACGCCCAUUCUAUAUCCAACACUACUGCGGAUCAGGUCUACGUCCCAUCACUUCUACACCUGUGCCUCGUCCGAACCAAGAGAUGACUGUUGUGUGCCUCGCGUGCACGUGACCUGUCUGUUGUGGUACCUCGCCUCCAAUGACUUAACACAGGUAACGCGUCCAUUGCUCGCCUCUCUCCUUCCCCACGCCUUCCUCCAUCCAUUCCUCGUGCAGCAUGAGCCGGUCUCUCUCACUCCUCCUCCUCCUCUUAACAGCGCAGGCCCGCCCACUCCCUCUCCUACCUCGCCUCACUCUCUCCUAUGGAUUCUGGCACGAUCCAGGCUACUCCUCCCCUCCUCCUCAAGCGAGGGCCGUCACCCUCCCAGUCCCUCCCUCGCUUUCCCCUACCCAAUCAGGUCAGGCACCACCCACGCUGAGCGUCGGGUUCGACCUCCUCCCCACGUCAGCGACAGAAGGAUGGAUGUACGGCGUGGACGGCAUGCGUGUGGGCGUCGUAACCCCUACCGGUAUGACCAGCACAAGCACAACCCCGCAUACCACUUCCCACUCCACGUCCAGCUCCCACACCCCUUCGCCAAAGCCUGACCUCUCCCUCUCCUCGAGCUCGAUUCCCUCCUCUCCCAUCACCACCCAUACGCCCAGCUUGACGCACACCAUGCCUACGCCCACCUUCUCCUUCUCCGGCAUAGUCUUAAUCUCUGUCUCUGCUACUACUGUCACAGACUUCGUCACCGUCACCGUCGACGAUAUCGUCACGAGUUUCGUAACACGCACAGUGGUGCAGACUGCUGUCCCUGUGAGUGUCAGCUCAGGCUCUACCCGGCCGGCGAGUGCGACCUCUGGAUCUAGCUCUAGCCACUCGAGCGAGCACGCGUCUUCCAGCUCCAGCUCUUCCCACUCGAGUUCACACUCGGCGUCCUCGAGCUCCCACGCCUCGCCGUCCUCAACAUCUCAUCUCCCAAGCUCCACCCACUCCUCCACAGCGUCUUCUCAUUCCUCCAGCACACAUACCACCUCCCACAGCUCGGGACCGAGCACCACUCCUGCUCCUACCGCGACUACCACAGCAACAGGAGAUGAUGGUGUGUGCGAAGAAGAAUGGGAGUGGGUGGAAGAUGAGGGCGAACCGGUGCAGUAAUCUCCCUACUGGCACUUUUCGGGCUUGCGGGGACUACGCACUCGUUUCGAUGGACUUGGGUUGGAUGGGUCGCUCUGGGCUGUCGACGUCCAGGCCUCUGCCUCGCGUUCUUUCUUUUCUCGGACUGCUACUCGGACUAGCUCCCUUCGCUCGCUCGCUUUCCCAUCCACUCCGUCAUUCAUCCCGAAACGACAGAGCCGGAA